This is a messenger RNA of Galendromus occidentalis (western predatory mite), 840 nucleotides long. Its product is annotated as solute carrier family 22 member 6-like. Gene Ontology annotation, molecular function: transmembrane transporter activity. Gene Ontology annotation, biological process: transmembrane transport. NCBI's taxonomy places the organism in Eukaryota, Metazoa, Arthropoda, Arachnida, Mesostigmata, Phytoseiidae. The coding region runs from base 1 to 840 and encodes 279 amino acids. The record is from RefSeq and is a predicted model, not a curated record. The transcript is spliced from 6 exons.
AUGAAGAUUUUCAUUUUCGCUUUCAUUCGAGGGAUUCCAAGCUCAGCGAACAUCAUGUACCUGGUCUUCUUGACGCCGAAGCAAAAAUUCACGUGUGUCACGCCAUCGGGAUGGACAGCUACCAAUGACCAGUGUUUCAUGAGACCGAGCGGAACGAUCAACGGCACUUUGAUUGGUGGGGUAUUGCCUUGCUCGCAAUGGACGUACGAUCGUUCUAUUUACGCUGGAAUCACGAUGGUCGAGCAGUCUGGAGCUAUGAGAAGAUUACCCUUCCACUGGAAUCUAGUAUGCUCCCAGAGGUGGAUGGUGUCGACGACGCAGAGUGUCUAUUGGAUUGGGGUAGUGUGCGGGAACUUCAUAUUCGCGCACGUUGGAGACUGGUAUGGGAGGAAACGAUCGACUAUGAUCGCCUUGAUCUGGUCUGCCGUGACCGGGACUUUGAUGGCCUUCGCCGCCUCGAUCGUCUACUAUAGCUUCUUCCGGUUUCUCACCGCUGUUGGAACCACUGGAUACUACGAAGCGUGCCUCCUCCUCGUCAUUGAGGCUCUCUCACCGGCGAAACGAUACAUAGUCACGCUCACGAUUGGUCUCGGCCACUCGUGUGGUAUGGUACUGGUCCCGGUGACGGCCCAUCUACUCACGGACUGGAACUUGGUCCAUUUGGCCCCGCCUGUCAUUGUUGCGAUUCUCCUCAUGAUUUGGACGGUUGUCAGUGGCCUGCUGUGGUACCACAGCAGCGUCUCUACAGCGGGGGUCAGCGACCAUCCCUUUCGAGGUUUCGCUCUCGCUGCCCUAUUUGAAUCGCCUGCCAAAUUGCUGAACGUCCUCUUCAUCAAAUAA